Molecule: messenger RNA, 3155 nt
Organism: Manis javanica (Malayan pangolin)
Lineage: Eukaryota; Metazoa; Chordata; Mammalia; Pholidota; Manidae
Gene: RIGI
Product: RNA sensor RIG-I
Biological process (GO): cytoplasmic pattern recognition receptor signaling pathway; antiviral innate immune response
Cellular component (GO): cytoplasm
Molecular function (GO): double-stranded RNA binding; zinc ion binding; single-stranded RNA binding
Source: RefSeq, a predicted model, not a curated record
GCUGGUUGCAGUUUCGAUUUUUCCUCUGCUGCUGAGACUCUUCGGCAGCUCCGCCUCCUUAGCGCCUGGGAAGUCACUCCCGGCGGAGCAAAAAGCGAGAGGGGCGCAGGUGAGGCGGGGACCUGUCGCGAGCGGAGCCGCCGGCAUGACGGCGGAGCAGCGGAGGAAUCUGCACGCCUUCGGUCACUAUGUCAGGAGGACGCUGGACCCUACCUACAUCCUGAGCUACAUGGCCCCCUGGUUUAGUGAGGAUCAGCUCCAGUAUAUUCAGGCUGAGAAAAACAACAAGGGUGCAAUGGAGGCUGCCUCGCUUUUUCUGAGGUUCCUAUUGGAGCUCCAAGAGGAAGGCUGGUUCCGUGGCUUUUUGGAUGCCCUUCACCAAGCAGGUUAUUCUGGGCUUUAUGAAGCCAUUGAAAAUUGGGAUUUCCAAAAAAUCGAAGAAUUGGAAGACUAUCGAUUGCUUUUAAUGCGUUUACAACCAGAAUUUAAAAUCAGAAUUAAUCCAAAAGAUAUCCUUCCUGAAAUAUCUGAAUGUUUAAUUAGUCAGGAAUAUGAAGAAAUUCUACAGGUUUGUUCCAACAAGGGGUCGAUGGCAGGUGCAGAGAAAAUGGUUGAAUGCCUUCUCAGAUCAGACAAGGGAAACUGGCCCAAAGCUUUGAAACUUGCUUUGGAGAAAGAAGAGAGCAAGUUCAGUGAACUAUGGAUUGUAGAGAAAGGUGCAGAAGAUGUUGAAAUCAAAGAGUCUGAGGAUGAUGAAGUGGAAACCGAUGUGCAGAUUUUUUACAAGGAAGAACCAGAAUGCCAGAAUCUUAGUCAGAAUUCAUGUUCACCUUCAGGAAUGUCUCAGACUUACAGCCCAAUGAAGCCAAGAAAUUACCAACUAGAACUCACUUUGCCUGCUAAGGAAGGAAAAAAUGCAAUAAUAUGUGCUCCGACUGGUUGUGGAAAAACCUUUGUUUCACUUCUUAUAUGUGAACAUCAUCUUAAAAAAUUUCCAGAAGGACAAAAGGGGAAGGUUGUUUUUUUUGCUAUUCAACUCCCAGUAUAUGAACAGCAGAAAUCCGUGUUCUCACAAUAUUUUGAAAGACUUGGGUACAAAGUUGCAGGCAUUUCUGGAGCAACAUCUGAGAAUGUCUCAGUGGAACAGACUGUUGAGAACAAUGAUAUCAUCAUUUUAACUCCACAGAUUCUUGUGAACAGCCUUAAAGAUGGGACUGUCCCAUCACUCUCUGUCUUUACUUUGAUGAUAUUUGAUGAAUGCCACAACACCAGUAAAAACCAUCCUUAUAAUAUGAUCAUGUUUAAUUAUCUAGAUCAGAAAUUUGGAAGAUCUUCAGACCCACUGCCCCAGGUCAUUGGGCUGACGGCAUCAGUUGGCGUUGGGGAUGCCAAAAACACAAAUGAAACCAUAGAGUAUAUCUGCAAACUGUGUGCUUCCCUUGACACAUCAGUGAUAGCAACAGUCAAAGAAAACGUGGAAGAACUGGAGGAAAUAGUUUAUAAACCCCAGAAAGUUUUCAGGAAAGUGGAAUCACGGACUACUGACAGAUUUAAAUGCAUCAUAUCUCAGCUGAUGUGGGAGACAGAAAGUCUGGCAAAGAGUGUCUUUGAUGAAAUUGGUACCAUAAUUCCUGAAAAAUUAUCUCAAAUUCAAAAUAGGGAUUUUGGAACACAGAAAUAUGAACAAUGGAUUGUUGCAGUUCAGAAAAUGUGCAUGGUGUUUCAGAUGCCAGACAAAGAUGAAGAGAGCAGGAUUUGUAAAGCAUUGUUUUUGUAUACUUCACAUUUGCGGAAAUAUAACGAUGCUCUCAUUAUCAAUGAGCAUGCACGAAUGAAAGAUGCUCUGUAUUACUUGAAAGAGUUCUACAAUAAUGUCCGAGCAGCAGGAUUUGAUGCAACGGAGCAACAUCUCACGCAGAGAUUUGAAGAAAAGUUGCAGGAACUAGAAAGUGUUUCCAUGGAUCCCAGGAGUGAGAACCCUAAACUUAAAGAUCUCUGCUUCAUCUUGCAAGAGGAGUACCACUUAAACCCAGAGAGUAGAACCAUUCUGUUUGUGAAAACCAGAGCACUUGUGGAUGCUUUAAAGAAAUGGAUUGAAGAAAAUUCUAAACUCAGCUUUCUAAAACCUGGCAUAUUGACUGGACGUUGCAAAACAGAUCAGAACCUAGGAAUGACCCUCCCAGCGCAGAAGUGUGUGUUGGAUGCAUUCAGAGCCAAUGGAGAUAACAAGAUGCUGAUCGCCACCUCAGUAGCUGAUGAAGGACUCGACAUUGCUCAUUGCAAUCUGGUCAUUCUGUAUGAGUAUGUGGGCAGUGUCAUCAAAAUGAUCCAAACCAGAGGCAGAGGAAGAGCAAGAGGUAGCAAGUGCUUUCUUGUGACUAGUAAUGCUGAUGUAAUUGAAAAAGAAAAAGUAAACAUAUGCAAAGAAAAAAUGAUGAAUGACUCUAUUUUACGCCUUCAGUCAUGGGAUGAAGCAGUAUUUAAAGAAAAGGUUUGCAAGAUACAAAGUCAUGAAAAAUUCAUCAGGGAUAGUCAAGAAAAGGUAAAACCUGUACCUGAUAAGAAAAAUAAAAAACUGCUCUGCAAAAAGUGCAAAGCUUUUGCAUGUUAUACAGCUGAUAUAAGAGUGGUGGAGGAAUGCCAUUACACUGUGGUUGGAGAUGCUUUUAGGACAUGCUGUAUAACUAAAUUACACCCCAAACCAAAGAGCUUUGGGAAUUUUGAGAAGACAGCAAAGAUCUUCUGUGCCAGACAGAACUGCAACCAAGACUGGGGAAUCUAUAUGAAGUACAAGGCAUUUGAAAUUCCAGUUAUAAAAAUUGAAAGUUUUGUGGUGGAAGAUGUUGCAACUGGUGCUCAGAAACUGUAUGCAAAGUGGAGAGACUUUCAUUUUGAGAAGAUGCCAUUUGGCCCUGCAGAAAUGUCCAAAUGACCUCAAGACCUUAAUUUCCGCUAUAGGGAAUGGAUGAGCUUGAAGCAUUGUGAAGAUACUUUACCUAAGGCUAAUACCAUACUGAAUAUUUUUACUUAACUUCACCAUCUGUUUAUUGUUUUCAACAGUUUGUACUAUAAAGCACAAAUGAGUGAAUCACAGUACUGAAUGAUUUCAAUAGAGCUCCAAGUACUUGGGAAAAAUUAAAAAGCCUUAACUUCUG